This is a messenger RNA of Odobenus rosmarus divergens (Pacific walrus), 4950 nucleotides long. It is a transcript of the gene KDM2B, whose product is annotated as lysine (K)-specific demethylase 2B. The record is from RefSeq and is a predicted model, not a curated record. Gene Ontology annotation, biological process: protein demethylation; regulation of transcription by RNA polymerase II. Gene Ontology annotation, molecular function: protein binding; histone demethylase activity; DNA binding. Lineage: Eukaryota; Metazoa; Chordata; Mammalia; Carnivora; Odobenidae.
AUGGCAGGUCCUCAUAUGGGGUCUGGAGAGGAUCGCCCCCCACCCCAAGCAAGACAUGCAGCAGAAAAGAAAAAAACAAUUAUAUAUAUAAAGCUCUUUGAAUUUGGGUCGGCCACGUAGCGUCCGAUUGACCGCCAGAGGUACGACGAGAACGAGGACUUGUCGGACGUGGAGGAGAUCGUCAGCGUCCGCGGCUUCAGCCUGGAGGAGAAGCUGCGCAGUCAGCUGUACCAGGGGGACUUCGUGCACGCCAUGGAGGGCAAAGAUUUCAACUAUGAAUACGUGCAGAGAGAAGCCCUCAGGGUUCCCCUGAUAUUUCGAGAAAAGGAUGGACUGGGGAUUAAGAUGCCUGACCCUGAUUUUACAGUCCGAGAUGUCAAACUCCUAGUGGGUAGCCGGCGGCUGGUGGAUGUGAUGGAUGUGAACACCCAGAAGGGCACGGAGAUGAGCAUGUCCCAGUUUGUGCGGUACUACGAGACGCCCGAGGCCCAGCGGGACAAGCUGUACAAUGUCAUCAGUCUUGAGUUCAGCCACACCAAGCUGGAGCACCUGGUCAAGCGUCCGACUGUGGUAGAUCUGGUGGAUUGGGUGGACAACAUGUGGCCCCAGCAUCUGAAGGAGAAGCAGACAGAAGCCACGAAUGCCAUCGCCGAGAUGAAAUACCCGAAAGUGAAGAAGUAUUGUCUGAUGAGCGUGAAAGGCUGUUUCACUGACUUCCACAUCGACUUUGGAGGCACUUCCGUUUGGUACCAUGUUUUCCGGGGUGGGAAGAUCUUUUGGCUGAUUCCUCCAACCCUGCACAACUUGGCACUGUACGAGGAGUGGGUGCUGUCAGGCAAACAGAGUGACAUCUUCCUGGGAGACCGCGUGGAGCGAUGCCAAAGAAUUGAGCUGAAACAGGGCUACACGUUUUUCAUCCCUUCCGGUUGGAUCCAUGCAGUCUACACCCCUGUAGACUCUCUGGUAUUUGGCGGAAACAUCCUGCACAGCUUUAACGUGCCCAUGCAGCUGCGUAUCUACGAGAUCGAGGACAGAACACGGGUGCAGCCCAAAUUUCGCUACCCCUUCUACUAUGAGAUGUGCUGGUAUGUCUUGGAAAGAUACGUGUACUGUGUGACCCAGCGGUCCUACCUCACUCAGGAAUACCAGAGAGAAUCCAUGCUUAUUGAUGCCCCUAGAAAACCCAGCGUAGACGGCUUCUCAUCUGAUUCCUGGCUGGAGAUGGAGGAGGAGUCCUGUGACCAGCAGCCUCCAGAGGAGAAGGAGGAAGAGGAGGAAGAGGAGGAAGGUGCAGACAAGGUGCCCAAGCCACCCGCCGAUGGCCCUCCAUCGCCCACCAGCACCCCCUCAGAGGACCAGGAGGCCCCCGGGAAGAAGCCCAAAGCACCUGCCCUGCGGUUCCUCCAAAGGACUUUGUCUAACGAGUCGGAGGAAAGUGUGAAGUCCACGACGGUGCCCGCAGACUACCCCAAGACACCCACUGGCUCCCCUGCCACGGGGGUCUCCGCCAAGUGGACCCACCUCACCGAGUUUGAGCUGAAGGGCCUGAAAGCGCUGGUGGAGAAACUGGAAUCCCUCCCAGAGAACAAGAAGUGUGUCCCUGAGGGCAUCGAGGACCCCCAGGCACUCCUGGAGGGCGUGAAGAAUGUCCUGAAGGAGCAUGCAGAUGACGACCCCAGUCUGGCCAUCACUGGGGUCCCGGUAGUCACUUGGCCAAAGAAGACUCCAAAGAACCGGGCAGUAGGUCGGCCCAAGGGGAAGCUGGGCCCGGCCUCGGCCGUGAAGUUGGCCGCCAACCGGACGACGGCGGGAGCUCGCCGGCGCCGGACGCGAUGCCGCAAGUGCGAGGCCUGCCUGCGGACCGAGUGCGGAGAGUGUCACUUCUGCAAGGACAUGAAGAAGUUUGGGGGCCCCGGGCGGAUGAAGCAGAGCUGCAUCAUGCGGCAGUGCAUCGCGCCCGUGCUGCCCCACACCGCCGUGUGCCUGGUGUGUGGCGAGGCAGGGAAGGAAGACACAGUGGAAGAGGAAGAGGGAAAGUUUAACCUCAUGCUCAUGGAGUGCUCCAUCUGCAAUGAAAUCAUCCACCCUGGAUGCCUUAAGAUUAAGGAGUCAGAGGGCGUGGUCAACGAUGAGCUUCCAAACUGCUGGGAGUGUCCAAAGUGUAACCACGCCGGCAAGACCGGGAAACAAAAGCGUGGCCCUGGCUUUAAGUAUGCCUCCAACCUGCCUGGCUCCCUGCUCAAGGAGCAGAAGAUGAACCGGGACAACAAGGAAGGGCAGGAGCCUGCCAAGCGGAGGAGUGAGUGUGAGGAGGCACCUAGGCGCAGGUCAGACGAACACCCCAAGAAGGUGCCCCCGGACGGCAUCCUGCGCCGAAAGACGGACGACGUGCACCUGAGAAGGAAGCGGAAAUACGAGAAGCCCCAAGAGCUGAGUGGACGCAAGCGAGCCUCGACGCUGCAAACGUCCCCCGGUUCCUCCUCUCACCUCCCGCCGAGGCCCCCUCUAGGCAGCAGCCUCAGCCCCUGGUGGAGAUCCAGUCUCACUUACUUCCAGCAGCAGCUAAAACCUGGCAAAGAAGAUAAGCUUUUUAGGAAAAAGCGGCGGUCUUGGAAGAACGCCGAGGACCGGAUGGCUCUUGCCAACAAGCCUCUCCGGCGCUUCAAGCAGGAGCCGGAGGAUGACCUGCCCGAGGCACCCCCCAAGGCCCGGGAAAGCGACCACUCCCGCUCCAGCUCCCCUACCGCUGGGCCCAGCACGGAGGGGGCAGAGGGCCCAGAGGAGAAGAAAAAGGUAAAGAUACGCAGGAAAAGGCGGCUUCCCACCAAGGAGCUGAGCAAGGAGCUGAGCAAGGAGCUGAACCAAGAGAUCCAGAAGACGGAGAACAGCCUGGCCAACGAGAACCACCAGCCCAUCAAGUCAGAGCCCGAGAGUGAGAGCGAGGAGCCCAAGCGGCCCCUGGGCCUCUGCGAGCGCCCCCACCGCUUCAGCAAGGGGCUCACCGGCACCCCUCGGGAGCUGCGGCAUCAGCUGGGGCCUGGCCUGCGCAGCCCACCCCGUGUCAUCUCCCGGCCCCCUCCCUCCGUGUCCCCGCCCAAGUGCAUCCAGAUGGAGCGACACGUGAUUCGGCCACCCCCCAUCAGCCCCCCGCCUGACUCACUGCCCCUGGAUGACGGGGCGGCCCACGUGAUGCACAGGGAGGUGUGGAUGGCCGUCUUCAGCUACCUCAGCCACCAAGACUUGUGUGUCUGCAUGCGGGUCUGCAGGACCUGGAACCGCUGGUGCUGCGAUAAGCGGUUAUGGACCCGCAUCGAUCUGAACCACUGCAAGUCCAUCACACCCCUGAUGCUGAGUGGCAUCAUCCGGCGGCAGCCUGUCUCCCUGGACCUCAGCUGGACCAAUAUCUCCAAGAAACAGCUGAGCUGGCUCAUCAACCGGUUGCCUGGGCUCCGAGACUUGGUGCUGUCAGGCUGCUCGUGGAUCGCGGUCUCCGCACUCUGUAGCUCCAGCUGUCCGCUGCUCCGAACCCUGGAUGUCCAGUGGGUAGAAGGACUGAAGGACGCCCAGAUGCGGGAUCUCCUGUCCCCACCCACAGACAACAGGCCAGGUCAGAUGGACAAUCGGAGCAAGCUCCGGAACAUUGUGGAGCUGCGUCUAGCAGGCCUGGACAUCACGGACGCCUCCCUGCGGCUCAUCAUACGCCACAUGCCCCUGCUCUCCAAGCUCCACCUUAGUUACUGUAACCAUGUUACUGACCAGUCCAUCAACCUGCUCACUGCUGUGGGCACCACCACCCGAGACUCCUUAACCGAAAUCAACCUAUCAGACUGCAAUAAGGUUACUGACCAGUGCCUGUCCUUCUUCAAACGCUGUGGAAAUAUCUGUCAUAUUGACCUGAGGUACUGCAAGCAGGUGACCAAGGAAGGCUGUGAGCAGUUCAUAGCUGAAAUGUCUGUGAGUGUCCAGUUUGGGCAAGUGGAAGAAAAACUCCUGCAGAAACUGAGUUAGUCCAAGGACAAGUAUUCUUGCCGAGGGAGAAGCCGUUCCACCACCCGUUUGAGGGAACCGGACCCUUUGCUUUGGGCUCUCUGAAUUGUAACUGCACUGCUUUCCGGACCAUUUCUAAAGGCAGCCUUUAUCAAGAAGACAUUCCCACGGGAGAGGAGGAUGGAUGUUGAAGAAAUUCGCUUACUGAAGCGUGAGCUUAGGAGUUUGGAUGGUGGUGGUGGUUUGGUUUUGGACGCCUCAUUCCUUGCAACUCCGGGGGGUGGUGUCAACAUCAAGUGGACCACACACCACAUUGCUGCCGUUGUGACACUUUUUGUUUGUUUGGUUUUGUUACAUCUUACAUUAUGCAGAACUAUUUUUGUACAAAUUGUUUAAAAGUUAUUUAUGCAAGGUUUGAAUGCAUACCUGUGUUUUUAUUGUUUUGAGAUUGACAACUUUCCUGGUUUCCUUAAGGUAGGAGAGAACUUAACCUGUACUUCAUCGAUACAAAUAAUCCGUCUCCACACGUGCCCAGAUCUGGCAAAGCAGGUGAAGACCUUCCAAUUAAAAGCAUGUUUAACUGGAAGUUGAGAGCCUGCUUUGUACGUCAAGAAUUACAUAAGCAUGUGGAUAUAUGUUAAUUAUAGUCGAAGUAAGACACGUUGCCAAGUUUCCUCUGUAUAGAAUUCACCCAUUUCUCAAAAUUUUAAAAUUCACACUUCAGCCUUUGCACUCAGGAGGGUUUUGCGCCGGCAUGAGCUCUUGUAUUCUACACAGGUCUAAUUUAUACAGUGGGUCAAGAAGUAGAAUAAACGAUCCAACAUAGCCUUUUCCUUUUUUCUCUCCCUUGAAGUGAGUUGAGUUCUCGUUCAAAGUUUAGAACACGGCUCUUUCUUUCCUCGUUGUAAAGUUACACCUUCAUCGGUGCCAUUGUUGUAAGGUGGUGUUUUCCUAGACCUUCCC